This is a messenger RNA of Papaver somniferum (opium poppy), 1296 nucleotides long. RefSeq lists its product as uncharacterized. The record is from RefSeq and is a predicted model, not a curated record. Bases 1 to 1296 code for a protein of 431 amino acids. The transcript has a single exon. Lineage: Eukaryota; Viridiplantae; Streptophyta; Magnoliopsida; Ranunculales; Papaveraceae.
AUGGAUUCAUCAGUAGUUGAUUUAAGUAAUUCCCCGGUGGAGGUUACUUCUAUUGAUCUAUUUAACAAUACUGAAGAACGUUGUGAUGCUUGGAAAUUCUCAUUAAUUGGUCGCUUAGAUUUAUACAGAUUAAAAUUUUCAGAUGAUACUGUAUCGUUGAAGAAUCAGUGGAAAUUAAAGGGUCAAUGUAAGAUGAUUCCCCUGUGGAAAGGUUUCUUUACAAUCAAGCUUGAUAGUGAAAUCGAUAAAAUGACUAUUAAAAGUGGUAAGUGGGAAGUUGAUAAUCAAGUACUUUGGAUUACAAAUUGGAUCCCAGAUUUUUGUCCAGAGAACCAUAGAACAUCAGCUGCUAUGAUUUGGGUUCAUCUUCCUGGUUUGAGUUUGGAGUAUUGGGAUGAGAAUACACUUUUUACAAUCUGCAGAGCUCUAGGAACUCCAGUUAAAGUUGAUGAAGCUACAUUGAAUUAUGAUAAUGGUUAUUAUGCAAGAGUUUUAGUGAAUAUUCAUUUUGCAAACAAAAUUCCAAACAAAUUAUGGAUUACAACUAAGUUUGGUGGAUUUAUGCAGAAUGUGAUCUUAAUAAAGCCUCCCAAAUUAUGUGAUCACUGUAAGAUUGUAGGGCACUUGAAGAUGGAAUGCAUAAUAAAUAAUUUUUCUCCACAGGAAGUUACUAAGCCAACUGUGAAUUUAACACCAAAGAGCACUACUCACUCUCAGGGUAUAAAGUUUGAUAUCAGCGAUCCUUUAUUCUGCUCUGGUAAUCAACACAAAGGUUCUGUUUCUAAUUCCAAAGAGGCUGACAAUUGUGAAACUCCACUUAUGCAAUUUCAAUCUGUUGGAGUGGGUCAUCAAGUAAAUCCAGUGGACAUUUCAGCAGGUAUGUUUGGUUCUUUACAAGAUACUUCUGUGGUUGAAAAUAUAAUUGAAAUGCAUGAAAAUAGUUUAUCUCCAGUGAAUGAUGUGCAAAUAGUGAAAAAUAAUGAUCUUAAUUCAGCACCAAAGGGUAAUGAAAUUCUAUCUCCAACAAGAAUACAACAAAUUGCAGAGGAUAAUGUAGUGGAAAAGAGUGUGAUUAACUUCAUUAAUGGAAAAGAUGGAUCAAUGUCAGAGGAAAGGGUUCCAACUACUUCUUGGUCAAAAAUAAUUCAAAAACCUUCAACUUCAACAAUAAAGCCUGCUCCAAUGCAACAAAAGGAGGUUCCAACAAAGAACAAAUCUCAACAAGUUAACAACAAAUAUAACUUCAGAAAGAAUCAAGGAAAGGGAGGUACUAAUUACCUCCAAUCCUUACAAUGA